Rubroshorea leprosula is the source of this 728-nucleotide messenger RNA. NCBI's taxonomy places the organism in Eukaryota, Viridiplantae, Streptophyta, Magnoliopsida, Malvales, Dipterocarpaceae. The record is from the annotation of a GenBank genome assembly.
CCAUCAUCUCCAUUCUCAGAACCAGAGAAAUAUCUCUUCCCCGCAAUCAUUCUUAUGAUCAUAUUCAAGGUCAGGAGUUCAAACCUUUGACUGAUGUCAACCAUGAUCUGCUUCUUCUGGCAAAGCAAGUACAAAUCCUUUACGAAUUCGUUGAUCUCGGACACUUGAAUGUGCUUUAGUGUCUCGAGUCUACGGCUGGAGAGAAGUUCAAGCAUGGCUAGCUUACGCAUCUGACGCCAGUACGCGCCGUAAGAUGCGAGCCCGAAGGCUGCAUAAUUGUAACCGAGGUGUAUUCCGGCGUUUGAUUUUGGCCGGGUGGCUAAUAUUUUGUCGUUUGUGGUGAAGCACUCUUUGGCUGCUUCAUGACUGCUUAUGAUAACGGUGCUGUGGACGCCCAGGCGGAUGGUGAAGAUGGGACCAUACCUGUCUGCCAUGGUCGCCCAUAUUUGGCAAAGAGGCUUUCCCCCACCGAGCAGGUGUAGGUGGCCUAUGAACGGCAAACCACCUGAGGGUUCUGGAGGUAACUCAACCUUCUCACCGUCUCUAGAACUCCUUUGUCUCCAUAGAUUGUAAAACAGGGCCAGUCCUCCUAAAAACAAUGCUAUAGGUAGCAGAUUAAAAGAGAAAUCCAUGAUUCUUGUUGGUCUGAGGAAGGAGGAAGAAGAUGAGUUGUUGACCGAGUCUGGAUGGGGUACUGAUAUUGAAACAAAGAAAGUGAUGCGUGGAAA